Aspergillus calidoustus is the source of this 1410-nucleotide messenger RNA. The record is from the annotation of a GenBank genome assembly. Lineage: Eukaryota; Fungi; Ascomycota; Eurotiomycetes; Eurotiales; Aspergillaceae.
AUGGCUCGGAGCUGUGGGACUUGUAGAGACCGCCGGAUCUUGUGCGAUCGUGCGGCGCCCACCUGUACGCAAUGCGCUCGGUCGAACCGGGUCUGCAAGGGGUACGGCAUCCGUCUAUCAUGGCCGAAAUCAAACGAUGCGAGACGAGCUUUGGUGGGGAGGGUGUCUCAUGGCCGAAGGACAGCCCGCCCGCUGGCCUAUUCUACUCUGGUCAAUGUGUCCGACUUUGACAUCAAAAUGCACUACUUGCUCUCCCAUGGAUGCCCGUCCCACGGCGGCUCACUUUCUCUCAAAAUCCCCGUUCCAUUCACUGCGUUGACAUAUACCGAUACAGAUGCCCAGCUACUCGAAUACUUCGAAUCCACCGCGUCGAAAUCCCUCGCCAUCCUCAGCCACAGCCCAAAAGACCUAGGCCGCACUCUCCUCCGCAUGGCUUUAAUCAACAACUCCCCCUCCUCCACCGCCGUCCUCCGCGGCCUGCUCGCCCUCGCCUCCAUUCACCGCUACGGCCUCCAACCCCAGGGUUUCGAGCUCAAGAUAUCCGCAAUAAAGGCCCUCGGUGAAGCCUCGCAUUCCGCCAUCGGUCCUGCGGAGGCCCUCCAGCAUGUCGCCGCUGGAAUUCUCCUGUGCUCAUUCGAAAUCCACAAGGCGUCGUGCACCUCGUCGCAGUGGUGGUGCUUCGUCACCGGCGUGAGGCAGGUCCUCAAUGCUUCCUGUUGGCUGCAGUUCCGCCAGGACGGUACCUUUUCUGCGUUGUUGGAUUGGGUAUUCUACCACGAGACGUUGGGGCGGUUUAGUCUCUUGCAUUGGCGGCCGACCCUGCACGUGGAGGAAGAGCCCCAAUCGGCUGUGGACUCGGGUCUAUGUAUAUUUGUCGACAAAUUAGUACCAUCGCCGUCAAACACGCUGCUAUGGCUAUUCAAGCAGGGCUGCUAUCACCUCGCGUCAUCCACGGAUCCCGCUGAAUGUAUCGAGCCCCUUCGCGCCCUGGCUCGAGAAAUACAAGACACCACCCUCCUUGACAGUCCAGACCCGACCCUCGAGCUCUUCCAACUAUCUAUCCUCGUCUACCUCAACCGAAUGACAAACUCGGCCCUCGAACCCAACCUCGCCACCCAAGCCCGCAUCACCCGCGCCUUCACCAUCUUCACCACACUCAAGUCCUGUCCGCGCCAACUCCCGCUAUUUAUCAUCGGUUGCGAGGCGCGUACGGAUGAAGAGCGGUGCAUUAUCCUCGAACUUAUAGACCGGACAGAGGCCGCGGCGUCCUCACGGUCAACGUUCAUCGUCAAGGCGCUGACCAAGGCCGUCUGGGUGCAGGACGACCUUGCCGGGGAGCGAGAGCUGGAUUAUCGGGAGAAGAUGAACGCGAUUGUUAGUGUCUGUUCGCUUUUGCCGACGUUUGUAUAA